Messenger RNA from Zophobas morio, 2358 nucleotides. Its product is annotated as PAX3- and PAX7-binding protein 1-like. Gene Ontology annotation, molecular function: DNA binding. The transcript is spliced from 18 exons. Lineage: Eukaryota; Metazoa; Arthropoda; Insecta; Coleoptera; Tenebrionidae. Gene Ontology annotation, biological process: mRNA splicing, via spliceosome. The record is from RefSeq and is a predicted model, not a curated record. The coding region runs from base 1270 to 2358 and encodes 362 amino acids. Gene Ontology annotation, cellular component: nucleus.
GGUGCUCAGCCUUUGCAGCGUUCCUGUGAACGAAAGUACUGAGAAGUAUUCUUCUGAGUCUGAACAACAAAAGCUACAAAUUUUGAAUACGGGAAAAAGUAAUAAAUCUUCAUCGGAACUUAAAAGGAUAGGCCCAAUAAGUUAUGAAACCGAGGAAGAAAAAGAAGACUUUUUAUUUAAAGUUAAAAAGUCGAAUGCUAGCAAAAAACUUUCUAAAGGGCAAAAGGUCAGAGUGGUCUCCUUUGAAAAUCAAGAUGACCAAGAAUCUGUUACGGCAUAUGGCCGUGGGUUGAUGGGAGAAUAUACUCAAGAAAAACUUAAUGAGCUUAAAGGAAAAUGCACUCGAGUUCUAUUGCGCGAAGCACAAGAAACUUUAGAAAAUAAAAAUUCUGAAGAUUCUUCCUGUACUCUAGACGAAUUACAUUCUAAAGAACUAAAGGAAUCCAGCUUUUUACUAAAUACUAAUUACACAAUAAUUCCUGAUGCCAAUCAAAUUCAUUUUGCUAGGAAAAAGAGAGAAAGAGCUCGUCAGGCUGCAGAAUUUAUUUCUUUAAGUAAUGAUGAAGAAAAGCCAGAAAUUCUUGAACUUGAAAAUAUGGGGCAAGAUCAAAUUUUGCCUUUCGGCGAUUGUACUGCUGUUGAAAAAGAAAAAAAGUUAAAAGAAAUUGAAUCUGCUUAUUUUGAUUCUAAUUCCGGUGAUACUCAGUUGCACUUAGCUCAAGAUGAAGCGGACACUCAAUUCUCCAGUGAAGAUGAAAUGGUUAAGUGGGAACGAGAACAAAUCCGUAAAGGAGGCGCGUUUAAGGCUGUUAAGCUAAAUUUACAAGACGAUAUAAAGGGCAAAAGCAUGUCAAAUGUUUUAUCGACCAUAAUUCCAAAGCUGCCUGAAAAGCCGUUAACGAGCGUUGCCGACUUUAUUUCCAGGCUCGAUAUAAAUAUUCAUAAAAUUUCCUCAAGUUUUAACGAAAAUGAUCAACAUUCCUGCGAGCUUCAACAAAAUAUAGCGGCUAUAGAGUCUCGACUUGAAAAUUUUACCAAAGAAAAAGAAAAAAAUGAAAAACUUUUUGAGUUUUUCCAGCGGAUUUGGUCUGAGAUUCACACAAUUAUUGAUUGUUUGGAUGAAAAAGCUUCUAUCAUUAGCGAACUUGAAGCCCGUUAUCAUGUGGAAGUGAAGAAUGCAUUCCACAAAACUUUCGACCAACAGAAACGUUUUCAUUACGAUGAUUACUGAACUUAAACGACUUAUGCUUUCAACAAGGAAUCAUCGAUAUGAUUCCUCCAGUGGAAGACGUUACUGAUUCUUUUGGCCGUAAAAAAAAUGAUAAUGAUAAGUUGAGGAGAAAAGAGCGCGAAAAUUUAAGGCGAGCCACACCCAUGGGGCUAUCUGCUGAUAAAGAGGAAAAGGAAGAAGAUCAUUUGUUUACUUAUUGCUCUGCUGGCUUGCCCGCUUCUAUUAUUGAAAAGUAUCAAGAUUAUAAAUCUCGCGUUUUUGUAGAUGCUGAUCCGAAAUACGGAACUUUGGAAGGAGUUCUAGAAAUUUUCAGAAGCUGGCGCGAAACCGACCCCAACUCUUACAAGGAUGCCUUUGCAUCUCUCUGCAUUCCAAAAAUUAUACUGCCCUUUGUGCAUUUAGAGGUUUUAUUAUGGACGCCAUUGGAGUUGAAUUCUACACCGCUUGAAAGCAUGAAUUGGUUCGAAUUACUUUUAAAGUACGGAGAUCCAAUAAAUGGGCCUAACGAAUUAGACUUACGGUUGAUCCCGCCCGUUUUUGAAAGAGUCAUUAUUCCAAAGUUGACUGGCCUCAUUACGCAUUCGUGGAAUGUGGCUGCAUACUUUCAAACUAUACGCCUUAAGCGGUUUAUCCUUCACGUGAGUACUACUUACGCAUUUUUAUUAGAGAAUCAAGCAAUGAAAGUUCUUUCCUCUGCUAUUCUUGAAAAAUUAAAAAAGUAUGUUGAGCAUUUUGUAUACUUCCCAAAAGUUGAGUUUGCUUCGGCCGUUUCUCUGACGUUAAUUACCCGCUCCUUAAAAAUUUUGAAGAAUUGUUUGGAAUGGAGCGGAAUUUUGCCUAUUUUUGCCCUGCAAGACGUUGUGAUGGACUCCAUAAUAAACCCACGUGUGUUACCCUCCUUAAAACUUUGUCCCCCCGCCCUCGCUGUUUAUCACGUGCAGCAGAUCAUCUCUGUACUCCCUGCUGAGUGGAUAACGGACAUAUGCUGUUCUCCUCUUUUAUAUUUUGUGCGAGUUCUUGCGAGGAAGUGCAUUCGCCUUCACUUAAAAAAUGAAGUGCAAAUUUGCAUAGAAUUAUUAAAAGUAUUUAAAGAUGAAAAGGAGAUCGAAAAACUCAAUCUCUUAUAA